AUGUCAUCAUCAGUGCCUUACGACCCAUAUAUGCCCCCAGAGGAAAGCAACUCGAGUUCAAACCCAAAUUCCCAGAACAAGACGGCCGCCUUGAGACAAGAGAUCGAUGAUACAGUGGGAAUAAUGAGAGAUAACAUCAAUAAGGUUGCUGAGCGUGGUGAAAGGCUGACCUCCAUUGAGGACAAAGCUGAUAACUUGGCUAUUUCCGCACAAGGCUUCAAGAGGGGCGCCAAUAGGGUGAGAAAGCAGAUGUGGUGGAAAGAUCUAAAAAUGAGAUUGUGUCUGUUUUUGGUUGUUCUUAUCUUGCUGAUAGUGAUUAUCGUUCCUAUUGUCGUCCAUUUCAGUUAG
Saccharomyces mikatae IFO 1815 is the source of this 348-nucleotide messenger RNA. RefSeq names its product SNAP receptor SNC2 (gene SNC2). Gene Ontology annotation, molecular function: syntaxin binding; SNAP receptor activity. NCBI's taxonomy places the organism in Eukaryota, Fungi, Ascomycota, Saccharomycetes, Saccharomycetales, Saccharomycetaceae. Gene Ontology annotation, cellular component: plasma membrane; SNARE complex. The coding region runs from base 1 to 348 and encodes 115 amino acids. The transcript has a single exon. The record is from RefSeq and is a predicted model, not a curated record. Gene Ontology annotation, biological process: vesicle-mediated transport; vesicle fusion.